AUGGUAAACGAAAGGUUCGGCCCUCAUCUCCCCCCGAAAAUUCUCAAAGGGAGAGACAUCGACGACAUCUACGAGCUUUGGGGAGUCGAUUACGCCGUAGAAAUCUCUCUCUCAGAUGAAGAGACUCCUGAGAUUGUGAGGCCCGGGUAUUGUGGGGCGUACAUGUCGCACUUCAAGGAUGCCCGUUUAUUGUUCCCUAUUCCUCGUUUUCUUAUGGAGGCACUAGUAGAGCUUGGGAUGGCUUUUGCUCAGAUGAGUCCCAAUUUCUUUCAUUACUUCUUGACCUCGUGGAUCCGAGCUAGAGAGGAGGGUUUCGAGUUUGGUCUCAAGGAGUUGAAGCAGUUGUUCACUAUAAAACGGAACAACGGAUUUCUGGGCACAAUGAUUCUUGCUCCUCGCGCUGGUCGUUCCGUCGUGGACGGCAUUCCUAAUAGAGAUGACCGGUGGAAAUAUAAAUUCUUUGUCUUUAAAAUAAAUGUGGCGUCAGUCGGCGACUUCGAUUUUACUAGGAUCCCAGGGGAGUGGUCCAGCGAGAUCGAGCCUUUUGAUCUUGCGCCUAUGACUCCCGAGCUUCGUGGAUUAAUUGUGACCCUACGCCGAGGUAACCCUCAGUGGCUCGCUUUUACCAUAGAGCGAAUUCGAGCUGCUUAUGCCCUUCCGCCGGGGCAAAAUUGUGCUACUCCCAUUGGGCCAGCGGCUCCCGUUCGACCAGGGAGAGGUCGUCGAGAUACGAGGGUGAGGGAGCAGAAAGCUUUUCCCGACCGAGCCGAUGCGUCUUCUGUGGCUGGGUCUUCAGAGCGAGCUCGGAAAGCUCUACGGGGGCCGGUGCUUAGGUCGAGGUCGCAGGCUCAGUUUCCCGGUCUCAUGGCUAAACCGGUAUCAAUCGCCGUUCCUGCUGAUAGAAACUGGACAACACCGAAUGCUCCAGCUGGUUCGGUUGGAGGUCAACCUCAUGGUGACGACGUCGGUUCAACGACUCAUCGAAUUCGCCGUGGGGGGCGGGUUCCUGGCGAAGGUACUUCUCAGAUUGAUCCAGACAGCCGUCCUCCGCGUGUGCGGGAGGCAUCUUCGUUGGCGUUUUCGUAUGAUAACGAGGUCUCAAUCCUCGAGAACCCCGAGCUUCUUCCUUUGAUCUGGCGUAAGAUCAAAGCCAGGUGGUGCGACCUUCCUUCGUUGGAGCAGAUGCGGGAACGUGACGCCUACAUUCAGAUGGUUGUUGCAAAUGCUAAGGCUAUGGAAGCGAGCAACGUCUAUGCCGCUUUGAUGGAGACGCGACUGGCUGAUUUCCCGAGCAGAGAAGAGAUCGGAGGCCACCUUCUCACAAUUCAGCAGCUCCAAGGCAAGUUGGAGGCGGCUCGGGCGAAGGAUCAGCAACGUGAGAUGGAGGUUGAGGAACUGAAGGGGAAAUUGGCUGCCACUGAGAUGGAGAAAGUCGCGGUUUGGGGCGAUCUCGACUCGAUGAAGGAGAAGCAUAGGCGAGAACUCGAAGGUCGUGACGCUGCAGCCCGCAGGGAGUGCCAUCUUGCUUGCUGCUCUCUUGUUCGGGAAUACGACGCGGUUUUGGCUGUAGUGAAGGCUAAGUUGUUGAAGAAGAAAGAGGAAAAGGUCACGAAGAUCCGUUUGCAGGAGGUGCGAGCUCGGAUCGAAGCUUUGACCGAGUAUAACGAGGCUGGUUACGAACUUGAAGAAGAAUUUGAACGUCUUAAGCGCCACGAGGUCUCGCUUGACGUCGAAUAUGGUUUGGCUUCGGUGUCGGUUUCCUCAGAUUUCUGA
This is a messenger RNA of Brassica oleracea var. oleracea, 1773 nucleotides long. RefSeq lists its product as uncharacterized. Bases 1 to 1773 code for a protein of 590 amino acids. The record is from RefSeq and is a predicted model, not a curated record. Lineage: Eukaryota; Viridiplantae; Streptophyta; Magnoliopsida; Brassicales; Brassicaceae. The transcript has 5 exons.